Messenger RNA from Microthlaspi erraticum, 699 nucleotides. NCBI's taxonomy places the organism in Eukaryota, Viridiplantae, Streptophyta, Magnoliopsida, Brassicales, Brassicaceae. The record is from the annotation of a GenBank genome assembly.
AUGACGACCAUUUCCGAUCUUCCACGGGAUUUGGUAGAGGAGGUGCUCUCUAGAGUUCCGGUGACAUCCAUGAGAACAGUGAGAUUUACUUGCACAAAAUGGAACACUAUAUCCAAACAUGAGAGCUUUACAAAGAAGCAAAUUGGCGAGGCAGCAAAGAAGAAGCAAAUGAAGGAGUCGUUUGUGAUCAUGACGAUGAAUUCUAUCGCUUAUCUAAUGAGCGUCAAUCUCCAUGGAAUCCACAAAGGGGACAGCGUUGAGUCAUCUAUACAGCCCAUAGGUAAAUUUAUCAGCCUUAAUAAUACAGCCUUUCACUGCGAUGAUCUAGUCAUUAAAGAUACAGUAUUGCACUGCGAUGGUUUAUUGUUAUGCUUCACCCUAGAGCUCAACUCUAGGCUUGUGGUUUGGAACCCUUAUUGUGGGCAAACAAGCUGGAUCGAACCGAGUAAGUCUUACCACGAAAUGGACAUGUACGCUCUCGGAUACGAGAUGAAGAACAAAUCGCAUCGAAUCCACAAAAUUUUGAGAUAUUUGGAUGCUUACGACGAGAGUGUAAAGCACAGAAUUCACGACUUUGAAAUAUACAACUUUGACACUAAUUCAUGGAAGGUUAUUGAGGUCACUCCUAGCUGGAAUAUAGGUUGUCGUGGCGUGUCUCUUAAGGGAAUACUUACUGGAAUGCUCGUAAAGGAGAGAUAG